AUGUCCGACGACGACGAUUUCAUGCACGAUGACGACGAGGAAGAGGAAGACUUUGACUUUGACUACGAGGAUGAAGACGAAGAGGAGCCUGAUGCCGACCUCGAGAAUAAAUACUACAGCGCCAAGGGACACAAGGAGGACGACCCUGCGGCAGCAUUGAAGGAAUUUAGAGCGGUCGUGGCAGCGGAGGAGGAGAAGGGGGAAUGGGGGUUCAAGGCGCUGAAGCAGAUGGUCAAGAUAUCGUUCCUACAGAGCGAUUACCAGGCGACAUUGAAAUACUACCACGAGCUCAUAACAUACAUCAAGAGCGCCGUGACACGGAACUACAGCGAAAAGAGCAUCAACAACAUCCUCGAUUUCGUGUCGGUGUCGAAUGAUAUGGCGUUUUUGGAAGAGUUUUACUCGGUCACGUUGGCGACGUUGGAGGAGGCGAAGAAUGAGCGGUUAUGGACCAAAACGAAUCUGAAGCUGGCAAAGCUGUGGUUAGACCGGCAGGAAUAUGGACGACUGAACAAGAUCUUAAGGCAGCUCCACCGAUCAUGUCAAAACGACGACGGAACCGAUGAUCAGAAAAAGGGGACCUUACUCCUCGAGAUUUUCGCCUUGGAAAUCCAGAUGUACACCGAAACGAAAAACAACAAGAAGCUGAAAGCUCUAUACCAACAAUGCUUGCACGUCAAGUCUGCCAUUCCACAUCCUCGCAUCAUGGGCGUCAUUCGCGAAUGUGGCGGCAAGAUGCACAUGGGAGAAAAGGAGUGGGAGAAAGCACAAGUGGAUUUCUUCGAGGCGUUCAAGAACUAUGAUGAGGCAGGAGAUCCACAACGUAUCCAGUGUCUAAAAUACCUAGUCCUAGCAAACAUGCUAAUGGAGUCCCAAAUCAACCCAUUCGAUUCCCAAGAAACCAAACCCUACAAAAGCGACCCACAAAUCGUCGCCAUGACCGACAUGGUCAACGCCUACCAGCGCAAGGAGCUGCCCGAGGUCGAAAAGAUCCUGCGCACCAACAAGGACACCAUCCUCGGCGACCCGUUUAUCCGCACCUACAUCGACGAUGUGCUUAAGAAUAUCCGCACGCAGGUGCUGAUUGAGCUUAUCAGGCCGUAUACGAGGAUUGAGCUUGCUUUUGUGUCUAAGCAACUGAAUAUAUCAACGGACGAGGUGGAAGACCUCCUCGUGAAUCUGAUCCUGGACAGCAAAGUCGACGGCCGGAUUGACCAGGUCAAUCAGCGGCUCGAGUUGCAUUCACAGUCCACGAACACACUGCACUACAACGGCCUAGAUAAAUGGUCCAAGAACGUGGGCGGGCUGUACACGUCGUGCAUACAUAAAGUGACCGUCAUCUAA
Molecule: messenger RNA, 1344 nt
Organism: Fimicolochytrium jonesii
Lineage: Eukaryota; Fungi; Chytridiomycota; Chytridiomycetes; Spizellomycetales; Powellomycetaceae
Product: PCI domain-containing protein
Exons: 13
Coding region: 1-1344 (447 amino acids)
Biological process (GO): protein deneddylation
Cellular component (GO): COP9 signalosome
Source: RefSeq, a predicted model, not a curated record